CCCAGCCGCCGGUGCCGCCCCCGCUGCGGCGGGCGAGGGGCGGGGCGGGGCGCGGCAUAUAUAAGGCGAGGGGCGGGCGCCGCUCUUUUGUCUCUUGCUGCAGCGACGCGAGUCAGAGCACCGGAGCCGCGGGCUUGGAGCGGAACUUUUCGGUUUGUCUUAAGAAAAUGGCAGACAAGCCGGACAUGGGGGAAAUCGCCAGCUUCGAUAAGGCCAAGCUGAAGAAGACGGAGACGCAGGAGAAGAACACCCUGCCAACCAAAGAGACCAUUGAGCAGGAGAAGCAAGCGAAGUGAAAUUUCCUAAGAACCUGGAGUAUUCUCCACCUCCAUCAUCUUGGAGACCCUAGUCGUGAUGUGGAGGAAGAGCCACCUGCAAGAUGGACACGAGCGACAAGCUGCACUGUGAACCCGGGCACUCCGUGCCGAUGCCACCGGCCUGUGGGUCUCUGAAGGGACCCUCCAAUCGGACUGCCAAAUUAUCCGGUUUGCCCUGGGAUAUUAUAGAAAAUUAUUUGUAUGAUUAAUGAAAAUAAAACACACCUCGUGGCA
Orcinus orca (killer whale) is the source of this 551-nucleotide messenger RNA. RefSeq names its product thymosin beta 10 (gene TMSB10). Lineage: Eukaryota; Metazoa; Chordata; Mammalia; Artiodactyla; Delphinidae. The transcript is spliced from 3 exons. The record is from RefSeq and is a predicted model, not a curated record. Bases 168 to 296 code for a protein of 42 amino acids. Gene Ontology annotation, molecular function: actin monomer binding. Gene Ontology annotation, cellular component: cytoplasm. Gene Ontology annotation, biological process: actin filament organization; regulation of cell migration.